AUGAAAAGACAAGCAAAUAUACCACUGGAACAUGGUGACAAACACAGCAAGAGCACUGGACGUAAUGAUCGUCUCAAGACGUACCCGCAACUGUUUGACAAGGCGUUUCCUUACUUUAGAGAACCGGUAGAGAAUGGAUGUUUUAGUUUAGAUGCCAGAAGACAGUUUCGGCACGACUCAAGUCAGUUGAGGGUGUUUUCUCCUCCUGCUGACUGGAAGAGAUGUUUAUUUGAUUUGAGAAGUGGUUAUGGUGAUAUGAUAAAGCGGGAUGAAACCAAGAAAGAGUAUUUGGACGAUCUACUUCGGUGGAUUAUGUGUAAUAAACACAAGUUUAUGUCUCGCCAGAAAUUGGAGACAACUUCAGACAGCAAAACAUUGAAACAUGGAACAGAACAGGCAGAUAUUCCUAAUGUAUUUGACAGUCUCAAUACAGAUUUUAUUUGCUGGAGAGGGCUUCUGACUCGUCUUCUCUGCAUCCCUUACGAGAAUCGUGAAGACUUGUUGGUGGCGGUUGUCCGCUUCAGAGGGACAUAUUUCAUGUGUGAGUUCGACACAGAAAGGAAAAAACAGGAGGUUCAGGAGAGGACUCCAAAACAGGAAGAGAUGUGUGCCUGGGGGUUCAAGUUUGAGCAGUAUGUGACAGCAGACAAAAGUAGCGGUGCCAGAGACACAAAAUUACGUGUAAAUACAAAUACGGCAUUUUGCAGCGUUGCUCGAUCCCGUCUUGGGUCACAUUCCAUUGUGUUUGGGGCUGAGGUGGACUGUCAAGAUGGGAACAGUAAGAGAGGAAACGUUUACGUUGAGUUAAAGACAUCACGUGUGAUUGAAUCACAAAGACAAUAUGAGAACUUCUGCAAGUUCAAACUCAUAAAGUGGUGGGCUCAGAGCUUCCUGAUUGGUAUCCCACGGAUUGUGUGUGGCUUCCGUGAUGAUAAUGGAGUAGUCCAGACUUUACAGAAUUACCCAGUUCAUGAAAUUCCAGCUAUGGUGAAAGCGUGUGUUCGCCAGCCAUGGAAGCCCUCUGUCUGCUUUAAUUUUCUAGAAGCCUUCUUGCAGUUUGUCAAAGCUAACAUCACCACCGACGAUGAGAGGUGUGUGUACCUGUUCCGGUGGCAGCCAGGAUCUGAUGUCAUCUGUCAGAGACAAGGAGAUGAUCCAGAGUUCUAUUUUCUUCCAGACUGGUUUACUUCGUGGGACGCCUGGGGUACCCCUCUUUCCCAGGAUCACCAGUAA
Messenger RNA from Candidula unifasciata, 1233 nucleotides. The record is from the annotation of a GenBank genome assembly. NCBI's taxonomy places the organism in Eukaryota, Metazoa, Mollusca, Gastropoda, Stylommatophora, Geomitridae.